Molecule: messenger RNA, 2542 nt
Organism: Cyprinodon variegatus (sheepshead minnow)
Lineage: Eukaryota; Metazoa; Chordata; Actinopteri; Cyprinodontiformes; Cyprinodontidae
Gene: mob1a
Product: MOB kinase activator 1A
Exons: 6
Coding region: 155-805 (216 amino acids)
Biological process (GO): hippo signaling; positive regulation of protein phosphorylation
Cellular component (GO): cytoplasm; nucleus
Molecular function (GO): protein kinase activator activity
Source: RefSeq, a predicted model, not a curated record
GGAAGAGCCAGUGUGUGGGUGCAGUUCAUCUUCGCUUGACGCUAAGUCGUUGAUAGUUCUUCAUCUUGAUAAAUACAUUAAAAAAGCAUAUUCCUACGUUUUAAAUCCGAACCCGAAGUUCUUAUCCAGACUCUUCAACAGCGCCUUCGUCAGGAUGAGCUUCUUGUUUGGCAGUCGCUCAUCUAAGACCUUCAAGCCGAAGAAAAACAUCCCAGAAGGAUCGCACCAGUAUGAGCUGCUAAAACACGCCGAGGCGACGCUGGGCAGCGGGAACCUGAGACAGGCUGUCAUGCUGCCAGAGGGAGAGGAUCUCAAUGAAUGGAUCGCUGUGAACACCGUGGACUUCUUCAACCAGAUCAACAUGCUCUAUGGCACCAUCACUGAGUUCUGCACCGAGACCAGCUGCCCUGUGAUGUCUGCAGGACCAAGGUAUGAGUACCACUGGGCCGAUGGGACCAAUAUUAAAAAGCCAAUCAAAUGCUCUGCUCCCAAGUACAUAGACUACUUGAUGACCUGGGUGCAGGAUCAGCUGGACGAUGAGACGCUUUUUCCUUCUAAGAUCGGAGUUCCUUUCCCCAAGAAUUUCAUGUCUGUGGCCAAAACAAUCCUGAAGCGCCUCUUCAGGGUUUACGCUCACAUCUAUCAUCAACAUUUUGACUCUGUGAUGCAGCUGCAGGAGGAGGCUCACCUCAACACCUCCUUCAAGCACUUCAUCUUCUUCGUCCAGGAGUUCAACCUUAUUGACAGGCGAGAGCUUGCUCCCCUGCAGGACUUGAUCGAGAAGCUUGGAUCUAAAGACAGAUAGACACGUCAUCACAUAUAUCAACCUUUCAGUUACCUUUUUUUUUUUUCUCCUUUUCCAUUUCUCUCUUUCUACCUCUGAUUUGUAGCCUGAACUUGUAAAGAAUAAUCUGUGCCUUCUUAGGAGGCCCUUAAUGUUUGUACUGAAUGUUUACUUUUAUUUCUUUCUGUUCUAUACAGAUUUUGAGCCUUUUUACCCUCUGACUUCUAAAACAAAAAAAGUGUUGUAAGGCAACAACAUUUUGGACUGUGGUUAAUGGCUUCAGGAGCUAUCUGCUGAAUUUUAUAUUGGACCAAGGCGAGCGCGCUCCAGGUGAAACCAGCUUCUGUUUUUCAGGAGAUGCUAUAAAGUGUUUGGUUUUUCUAAACACUUGAAUGCUUUUUGUUAACUAUGGGUUAUUGUAAUUGCAAUAAUUGACCAAAUAUCCCAGUAUUGUUUUUUCUUUCCUAUAUAGACAAAGGAGAGUAAUAGAAGGAUAGGAAGCGGUAUAAUAAACCUGGUCUUGUGUGAGCUUUUGCACUUGUUACAACACAACAAAUGAAGGCAAGCACAUGCAUGCACAAGCUAUGUAUAAAUUAGCUCACAGUCAAUUUUUGAUGACGUUGCUCCUGUUCAGAGUAUUUUAAGGCACAGUUGAAUAGUAAGAGAUGGUAUGUUAUGCAAUUAUUGCAAUAAAACCCUACAAAAAAAACCAUCAUCAUGCAGCUAUUUUACUUAUUCUAAGCAAUAUAGUGUUUUCCACACUUCCUGAAUGUGUUCGAAUAGUCACAUGUUAUUUUGAACAUUUACUUCUCAUCAAGAGCCUAUACAUCCUGUUUGGUUAACCUGUUAUUAGCUUUAUUGUAGAAUUAACAUCAAAAUGAAGAUAUUGUGACCUUUUAAGUUGACCUGUAUUUCUGUUGAACCCCUUAGCAACUUUUUUGUUUUAUGUACUUUCUCUCUUGGGCUGGAAAGUUUUGUGUUUUUAUUUUUUUCCCACCAGAGGUGGUUGUAGUUUUGCUAGUUUUUUUUUUCAGGUUUUUUUUUUUACUUUAUUGGUCUUUGUUUUCUGUGAUGUUACCAUAGUUAGGCUUUAUGCUGGCUACAGCAGCAGGUUCUGUCCAUAUAGCCGACGAAGCUAAUCCUCAUCCUGAUGUCCGGUCUUCCAAAUGUUAAUUAUUAAAAUUCAUGUGUUACUGGCUUCACAUUGGACCUAUACUUACAUUAACCUUGUGACCAGUUCUGAUUGAUUUAAUAACUGUAACUCGAGAAUCUAACCUGUGGGAUAAUUUCGUCUUAUAAUUUAUAGUUAUAGUUUGGGUAAGAGGCUGCUUUAACAACAAGGUGAAGCUGAAAUCUUAUGAAACCAUUUCCAAAUCACUUUAAUUAUAGUUAAUCCCCUUAAAGGUCUAGAAGCAACAAGUCCACUCAAUGUUUUUCGGGUGUAUCCUUUGCCACUGUGUAUUUUUGCUUUAGCUCACAAUAUUAUUUUUUGAGUUCUUGGUUACAUUUACUAUUUCAUUGGAGAAGGCAUAUAAGGAGCAGGAGUUAAAGAUUUUAUUUUAUAUAUUUCACAGUUUUGCUCCAAUUACUGGACGGUCAUUUAGUACAGAGAGGGCGUUUUUGGGGAUAAAUGUACCACAUUCAAAAGUUUCCUAUGAAAAAAAUGUGUUUUUUUUCCCGAACAAAAUUGUGCCUUACAAUAAAAUAAAAAUGUUUCUUGACAGUAUUGAUCGAUGAAAUGUUCAAUAAACAUCUAAA